Pseudophryne corroboree (corroboree frog) is the source of this 1931-nucleotide messenger RNA. RefSeq names its product serine protease ami-like. Gene Ontology annotation, molecular function: serine-type endopeptidase activity. The record is from RefSeq and is a predicted model, not a curated record. Bases 48 to 908 code for a protein of 286 amino acids. Lineage: Eukaryota; Metazoa; Chordata; Amphibia; Anura; Myobatrachidae. The transcript is spliced from 5 exons. Gene Ontology annotation, biological process: proteolysis.
AUAUAUCCAUAGAAGGAAAGCUCAGGGAAUCACACUUGGUAUCCAACAUGACGGCGACAUACCUUUUAUCUGCUUUGGUAGUUGUACUUUGUAUCACAUCUAAUGACUGCCGCCCCCGAGGACGAAUCUUGGGUGGGGAGGAAUCUGCAUUACAUAGUAGACCAUAUAUGGUGUCACUGCAGGUGAAUGGAACCCACCAAUGUGGGGGACUGCUAAUCUCUGAUGAGUGGGUGCUUAGUGCAGCACAUUGUGCCAUUGACAGUAAUAAUAACACUCGUGCUGUCGUGGGGACUAACUCUCUAUCCGAAUCUUCUAAAUUUGCUUAUGAUAUUGAAAUGCAAGUCACUCACCCGCUGUAUAACAGAACUACCAGACACAACGACCUACUUCUGCUGAAGGUAAAACCCAAGGUUCCACUCAGCAAUACAGUGGAGCCUCUGCAAUUCCAAACUGAAGAUAUUGUGAUUCCUGGUGGUACGAAAUGCCGCGUAGCUGGCUGGGGGAAGAUAACACGCACAGGAAGGAGGCCAGUCAUGUUACAUGAGGUCAUGGUCCCUAUAAUCAGCAAUGAGAUAUGUAAUGGCCGAGCCUACUACCAGGAUAAAAUAACUUCCAACUUGAUGUGCGCAGGGGAGGGUAAAAAGGAUUCAUGUGAUGGGGACUCCGGUGGACCUUUAGUAUGCGAUGGAGUAGCAGAAGGAAUAGUGUCUACUGGUUUUAGCGUCUGUGGCAAUGCCAAACGGCCUGGCAUCUACACUCGCAUUUUUCCCUACAAAGACUGGAUUUAUAACACCAUGCUUAAUGCCACCCUGCCCAGAACAGCAGAAGCAACAGCAGUGCUAUCCAAUGGUGCAAGUAGAAAAAAUGUCUUACAGGCCAAUGAAAAUGGGGGCGUGAUACACAUAUGACCCCAAUAGUGCCAGAUACACGUUGCCCCAGAGUGCCAGAUACACGUUGCCUCACAGUGCCAGAUACACGUUGCCUCACAGUGCCAGAUACACGUUGCCUCACAGUGCCAGAUACACGUUGCCUCACAGUGCCAGAUACACGUUGCCUCACAGUGCCAGAUACACGUUGCCUCACAGUGCCAGAUACACGUUGCCUCACAGUGCCAGAUAUACAUUGCCUCACAGUGCCAGAUAUACAUUGCCUCACAGUGCCAGAUAUACAUUGCCUCACAGUGCCAGAUAUACAUUGCCUCACAGUGCCAGAUAUACAUUGCCUCACAGUGCCAGAUAUACAUUGCCUCACAGUGCCAGAUAUACAUUGCCUCACAGUGCCAGAUAUACAUUGCCUCACAGUGCCAGAUAUACAUUGCCUCACAGUGCCAGAUAUACAUUGCCUCACAGUGCCAGAUAUACAUUGCCUCACAGUGCCAGAUAUACAUUGCCUCACAGUGCCAGAUACACAUUACCCCACAGUGCCAGAUACACAAAUGCCCCCACUGUGUCAGAUAUACAUUGCCCCCCAGUGCCAGAUACAGAAGUUCCCCCACAGUGCCAGAUAUGCCCCCAGUGCCAGAUUCAGAAAUGCCCCCAGUGCCAGAUACACAUGUCCCCCCCAGUGCCAGAUAUGCCCUCAGUGUCAGAUAUGCCCCCAGUGCCAGAUACACAUGUCCCGCAGUGCCAGAUAUGGCCACAGUGCUAGAUACACAUGUCCCCCCAGUGCCAGAUACACAUGUCCCCGCAGUGCCAGUUAUGCCCCCAGUGCCAGAUACACAUGUCCGCCCCCAGUGCCAGAUAUGCCCCAAGUGCCAGAUAUCCCCCAGUGCCAGAUAUGCUCCCAGUGCCAGGUAUACAUGCCCCCCAGUGCCAGAUAUGCCCCCAGUGCCAGGUAUACAUGAAUCCCCCCCCCCCCACCUUCCCCUGCUGCUCACCGCUGCUGCUGUCCUGUGUGUGUGUGUCGGUGUGAGGAGAGGAGAGCGCAGCCUG